GCCGCCAUUGCAUCCAUGUCGCUGAUUUCGAAUUCGUUCGCAUUGGCCGCACACAGUACCUCACACCUUGACCAGGAUCGGUUCGCAACCUUUGCACUCACAGCAGCGGCUCAUUCGCCAUCAUGUCGCUUAAUGGACUCGAUACGCCCGAGAUCCAAGAUGCCUAUCAGCAGGCUGUCGCGGAAGCUGCAGGAUGGCUACUUCUCAAAUAUACUACACGAGACGAAGUCGAUCUGCUCGGGAAAGGAAAAUUGGGCGUCUCUGAAGCCCGAAAUGCCAUUACCGACUAUCUCGAGCCUUCGCCGCUCUAUGGCCUGAUCAUCUAUCGCAGGCGCAAGGUCCUAAUAAAGUAUAUACCGACGGGCACGUCCCGGCUGUUGCAGGCGCGCACUGCUGUCCAUUUUCAGGAUGUGAUAGAACGAUUCUCACCUCACGACACCCUUCUCGAAAUCGCAACCAGCGAAGCCCUGAAUGACACUUCUCUCGCCGCCUCGUUCCCUCUACACACCGCCUCACCGAUGCCGACGACAUCAAAUCGAUUGCAGGAGAUUAGCGAAGAUGCGGAAGACCCGGGUGGCCUCGUAGCACCAUCACCAGCGAGUGGCCGUUCAAGCAGCAAACACAGUUCUUCGCGCGUGAGGAUGGACAGGAGAUCGGACAUUCCGCGAAUAGAGCGGCUAGAACGCGCUAGUCGGGUGAGUGAUGGGUCUGGAGAUGGUCUAUCGCUUUCGCCGACUGCUCCGUCGAGAACUUCACUGGCGCAGUUCCUUCUCGCCGAAGCAUCCAGGAAGGCGUCUAUCACAUCUUUAGAGCAACCAUCAUCGUCAAUAUCAAUGUCACAAGCUGAAGAAACUCCCCGAUCGGCUAGCCUGGACCCUUCGUUUCUUGGGAUAUCAAAUCAAUCGAUCGCGGCAGCACGAAGGAUCUCCUCACUGGCCGCUCGCUCAAAGGAUGAUCCGUUACCAGAGCUACCGGACAAAGAUCCUGUUGCGGUGCAGGAGAAACAGACGACCAAUGGGGAGCCGCCGGUACGAGGCUCAGUCGAUUCGCGGCGGCCCUCUGCCCCGACGGCCCCCGAGACCUCAUCAGCCAAGCAAUCUUACGAGGAUGAUUAUGACUUCAGCAGGUUCGACCAUCUUUGGAAACCGAAGGUUAAGCUUGGACCGCGACCUGUGGCCGAUGCAGAGAAGGUCAAGCGACCUACCGCUGCCACCGUCUCAGGGCUUCCAGCGAACAUCAGACAGAACAUUGCCAGAAAGCCCGAACCGACUCGCGCAGAGCCGACUCGUGCGGAGCCUGCUGAGCAGAAAAAGCCGGCCCCUACGAUCACAAAUGCACCUCUUCCACUGCCUCCGAUUCCGGAUACUCCAGAUUACCAGGCGCGGCCAGUUUCACGUGGCAGUGUCAGAUCUGUUUCGACCCACAAGUCGGCAAGUACAGCAGACAAGGCUCGUUUGAUCAAAGCCAUGGAACUGCGGAAGAAGCAGAAACGGAACAUGGCGCAGACUGCCACUCCACCAGUAGAGCGAAACUCGAUCGCGGAACACAAAUCUUCAGAAGCACCAAUACAGGCACCCGCGAAAGAGCUUGGGAAGAGCCUGCUUGAUAAUGUGUUGGAAGAGGAAGGAAGCAGAACACAUACAUCAAAAGCGGACUCAGGCAUUGGUUAUGAAAAGCCUGCAUCGGGAGAUCCUGCUGCAGCAACAUCAGGUGGAGAGUCUCACGAGACACAAAUUGCUGGGGCCGAAGCGGCAAAGGGUGGAGCCGUUGUUGAUUCACCCGAGGAAUCGCCUGCUCAAGCCACGGUUCAGCCGGCCGUGGCAGAUGUGUCAUCGUUGCCAGUGUCUACUGAGCCGUCGCCUGAUGCAGCGAUAGACGCCGAGAAACAGGAUGACACGGCCGACGAAAUCCCCAUUUUGGACGACACUAUUCCUGUCAUCGUUGUUGCUGAUGGACAGCAGCUCGAUACAGCGGAUAGUCCUAGGGAGGGGAUGGAUGCCAAUACAUUAGGAGCAACGAAGGAACCGUCAAGGGAACCAUCAUUUGUAACAAGUGAGCUGAUCGAUUCAGAGGAUGAAUUCGAGGACGCCGUCGACGUAUCAAGGCAUACUAUGGUCAACCGCCGAAAGGGGUUCGUGGAGCCUCUCCAAACUGACCUUGCGACUUCUGGAAAUCCCGACGACUUCGCCUCCGAGGAUGAAGAUUUCUUGGAGGAGCUACAAAGUGCGACUGUCCACGAGGCGAAGCCCAUGCUUGUGUCGCCGACCUCCCGUUCUUCAGGAGCGGUGGCGUACAUGGGGUUGCCGCGCCAGCCUAGCGUUGCAUCCAUAUCGGGUCACUCAGAAGGUGCACUAUCUGUGAGAUCCAUUAGCAUCUCGAAGCCGUCGGGCGUGCCGGCCGAAAAGACGCCAGAGACGACAGAUAUUCUAAUGCCGGAUAUGAUGCCGGACCUGCUCAUGCCGGACAUGCUCGCAUUCGAGAACAACAAAGUCCCUCUGACCUACACGCCGACUGGUGCAGCUCCCAGUGCACCUACAGACAAGAGCGAUGCGCUGGCAGGGUACUCCCGGAAUGUCUCGUCAGGCAUCUCUCGUCGCAUCCAGGCGCUCGCUGAACUGUCCAAUCGCGAGACGCCAUCUCCAUCUGGCUACACUCCUGCAUCAACCCGGUCUCUCACCCCGGAGACGUCGUUCCUUGGGCAUGACCAGCGCAAGCUGGUGCAACGUUCUGUUCAGCCAACCCGCUCAUCCCAUUACAAAAGAAGCAGCAAUCGCUCCAGCUUCAGUCAUGGCUCAACGCCGAGCAAUGUUUCUGACAAUGCACCGGUGUUGAGCUUCCAGCAUGAUCCGAUCACCAACCGAAAUUCCGUCUCGGUCACGACGCGGAUAAUUCGACCGGCUCCUUCGAUGGCGAAUGCUGCUGAGCCGACGAUGGCUGAGCCGCAGCUGGACCCGGAUGUGCAGCUAGCAUCGGAGAGUCUAUCUUCACCAUCCCACACAGAUCUUCCGCCACUCAACACAAGUCAGCUCUCCAUGCGCAGCCGGGGCGCCUCCUCGUCAUCUAUGCAAUCACUUUCUCCCACCAACACAUCCCGACCGUCCCCGAAUGAAGGCCGGGUUAUGCAUUCCGCGGUCACUACCCGCUUUGGCCGACAUCACUUUCCCCACCACUACAAGAACCCCGGCACGUUCUCGUCAGCUCUGCUGGAUGACUAUACCAACCCAAGCGGAUCUUCUCACCCCGCUUCACGUGCCCACUCUGUAGCCUCGACCACGGGCACGGAUGACAAUGGUUCUGUUGUUCGGGACAGCGGAAGUGCAAGCAACAGUAGCCGCGCAAGCCGGUUCCUUCGCCGCAUGAGCAACAUUGGCACGGUCGCGACUGGAGGUCUGAGGAAAGGUAGUAAGCCGUCAUUGCGAGCUUCGCGGGAGAGCUUGAGCUCGCCAUCGACUCCAGUUGCCAGUGGAUCCCGCAGCUUCGGUGGUUCAAAGGUGGAUGUCUCAAGCGGCAAGUCACUCCCUGCCGAUCAUCCUGACAUGCCGCCAGCAGUGGUCGUUGGAGAUUUGAAUGUGCAGUUUCCAGAAGCAUUGCUUUGGAAACGUCGCAUAGUCACUAUCGACGCCGCCGGCUACCUCCAAUUCAGCAUCGCCCAAGCCCUCGAUAUCCACAAAGCCGUCGCCAUCCGCCGCCACCACCUCUCAGCCUUCCUCCCACCUGCGGUCCCUGACGCCGAGCACCAAGAACUCCCCUACUCCGUCGUCCUCGAAUUCGUGGACGGCAGUCAUCACGAUGGAGACGACGGUGGCGAACAGAACGGCGACGGCGAUGAGAAUCAUCUCCAGCACAACGUCAGCGGCACCACCAUCCAAGCCGCUUGCGAGGACGCGCUUACUCAUCGCGCGGUCGUGCACCUCUUGAAGUCGUAUCACAGACAAUGGGCGAAGAACCCUCCUGUGGCAAUGAACGCAUGAUUCUUAUAUUCGACGUUCACCGCAUCGAGCGAGGCCGCAUCCUACUUUCUCUUCCUUGGAUCCAUAAGGUGCGACCGCAGUGGUCUUCCCCUUUACCUGUCCGCCUCUUCUGCAAAGUUGCUUUCAAGGCCGCUAGGGAAUGGACCCUCCUUGCGGCCUUUAUACCCACACUUCCUAUGUCU
Dissoconium aciculare CBS 342.82 is the source of this 4153-nucleotide messenger RNA. RefSeq lists its product as uncharacterized. Lineage: Eukaryota; Fungi; Ascomycota; Dothideomycetes; Mycosphaerellales; Dissoconiaceae. The transcript is spliced from 4 exons. Bases 123 to 3971 code for a protein of 1282 amino acids. The record is from RefSeq and is a predicted model, not a curated record.